This is a messenger RNA of Corticium candelabrum, 1174 nucleotides long. RefSeq lists its product as uncharacterized. NCBI's taxonomy places the organism in Eukaryota, Metazoa, Porifera, Homoscleromorpha, Homosclerophorida, Plakinidae. Gene Ontology annotation, molecular function: protein binding. Bases 47 to 1159 code for a protein of 370 amino acids. The record is from RefSeq and is a predicted model, not a curated record. The transcript has a single exon.
UGACGCAAAUAUCGAAAGAACGGUUAUUUUGCUCGUCGAUUUCGCCAUGGAUUUCGAUGAAGAUCAACUCGACGAAUCGGCAGAACGAGCUUAUCGCCCUCCUCGAUGGGCAAGCAGCACUUUACAACACAUGAAUAUUGUACGUCACGUCGUCUUUUCUCCACGCGGUGAUUUACUCUGCUCGACAGCCGAUGAUGGAAGCGUAAGCUUGUGGAAAAGUCUAACUGGCGACUUGAUCUAUACAGUUCAGCGACAUGACGGUAUGACGAGAUUUGCAACGUUUCACGAGCCAUCGGGCGAACUGAUAGCAUCAUGUGGAGGAGACGCCGUUAUUCAAGUGUGGAGUGAAGCGAUCGUGUCGUGCCCCGUUUCACUAGAAGGCCACACACAAACGGUUUACAGAUGUGUCUUUGGCCCGUACACAGAUCAGUUGGUGUCUUGUUCGAGCGACCAUACCGUCAGAAUUUGGAGUGUCACGACUGGCAAAGAAAUAUCGGUAUUGGAAGGUCACAGCAAGCCGGUCGUAUCUUGCGCCGUCUCUCCAAAUGGAAGAACUGUUUGCUCAGCAUCUUGGGACAAGACCGUGAGGCUAUGGGACAUCAGAUCAAAGAAAUGCGUGCAUAACCUCACCGGGCACGAUAGCUGGGUGACAUCCUGCGCAUUCUCUCCCGACGGAGAAAUGAUAGCUUCUUCUUCUACCGACUGUACAGUAAGAUUGUGGAAUACGACUAAUGGAAAAAUCUUGGCCAUUGCACAAGAUCAUUCGUCAGACGUUAACGCUUGUAUGUUUGAUGGAAAAGGAGAAAUGUUAGCAAGUGCAUCUAGCGAUCACACUGUCUUAUUGUGGGAUGUGCUGACCGGCGAAGUACGAUACGCCCUAAAAGAUCACGACGACACGGUAACCUGCCUUGCAUUCAGUGCAGACGGUCAAAGAUUAGUUACAGGAUCCGAAGACCAGUUGGUUCGAUUUUGGGACACCAACAAUGGCCAGUUACUCGAGGUCCUAGCAGGACCAAGAGGAAACGUUUUGAGUUGCGAUAUUACAGCGGACGGCACGUUUAUGGCAGCAGCGUCAGCAGAUCAUACAGCGAGGAUAUGGGACGUAGGAAAGUUUUGUAAAGAAAAAUACAAGUGGAGAAAGAGUUGCGUGCUAUCCUAAUGACAUUCCUGAGGG